ACAGCAGUAAACGUGUGAUGAUAAGACAAAUGUAAUAAAUGGUGUAUAUAUAUACUUGAAAAAUUUGCAAGCUAAUUCAUUGGUUUGCUAUUGAUUGAGGUUACUGAGAAAGACUAUUAGUUUCUUGAAGUUUUUUCCAAAAAAGUUAUUCAGCUGCAUGAUUAUUUAGCCACCUUUUGGAGAAAAUCUUGGACUAAAGAAAAAGAAGAAUCAGGAUGGUUGAUGUCACAAAUAAUGUAUUUGGCUUUGAGCUCUUUCAAAAACUCUAUCAUGAUGAUAUCUAUAAAAAGGAAGAUGUAAUAAUUCUAUUCAUGCACUGGUAUUUGACAAAAUCUGGAUUUAGAUGCAUUGGCAUAGGAGAUGAUGCAGCGUUUAAUGCAUCAGAAAAAGGUUCUGAAUUACUUCCAACAGAAUGGAAUUCACGUCCCAAUUAUGCACUACGUUAUGUAAAAGAUGGAAAAUUACAUGUUCUUCUUGGAGUCAAAUCAGAUACAGAUUUAUUAUUAAACUUGAUGAAUCACCAAGAGAAUUCUGUUUCUAACAUUUCGUUUCCUAUCGAGGAAACUGUAUCUGCAUUACAUGGACCUUUAGAGACUGUAAUACCAUCCUAUCAAACAAUUUUACAUAAUAUACAAAAAGAUUUUGUAAGUACGAUAUGCUCUAACGAAGCAGGGACCCAAACAACCGUACUAAAUAAUUCCGGAAGUUCCUCCGGAAGGAAUGAGAUUCCUCUCAUUGAUUCUCCAGCCAAUUCUCCAUUGAGGAUACCCGGUAAUUGGACAUUAAAUCGGCCUGAAUAUGUAGACGUAGGAAGUAGAGAUCUUGAUCCAUUUGGAGAAAGCGGAGGUAUGAUAUUCGAUCCAUUUAACACGAGGCGUCGUCAAAUUGGACGUUCACCAGGAGGCUUGGGAAUACCUGGAGUAUUGCCGCCAAAUGCGAUACCACCUGGUGCAAGAUUCGAUCCUUUUGGUCCACCUGAACUGGAUCCCAUGAGACCACAUCGUCGUAGACCCGAUGAUGACCAUUUAUCUCCUCCACAAUAUAAUGAUAUGUUUUUGUAAUAAGUUACAGAAAAUUAAAUUUGAUGAAA
Atta colombica is the source of this 1090-nucleotide messenger RNA. It is a transcript of the gene PI31, whose product is annotated as proteasome inhibitor PI31 subunit. Gene Ontology annotation, biological process: proteasome-mediated ubiquitin-dependent protein catabolic process. Gene Ontology annotation, molecular function: proteasome binding; endopeptidase inhibitor activity. NCBI's taxonomy places the organism in Eukaryota, Metazoa, Arthropoda, Insecta, Hymenoptera, Formicidae. Bases 216 to 1061 code for a protein of 281 amino acids. The record is from RefSeq and is a predicted model, not a curated record. The transcript has 5 exons.